ACAUAAUUUAGGUUUACCAUAGAGCACCUGGUAACGGAAGUUGACACUUUUAAACUUCUUGAGAUAAGAUUGCAGGAGAAGAAAAUGGCACAAAAACUUGAAGUGAAAACCGACACCGAUAAGUUUACCUUGAAGGGUAGAAGUUGUGAGUUAUCAGCAUUUGCAUUCGUACCUCCAAAGAGAAAUGAACCACCAGAACGAACAGUUUUUAAUACUCCUAAAAAUAUGGAUUAUGAACAUCAAGAUCAGGAUAGAUACCCAAACUGUACCUAUGACCGUCUGUUCAGAAAAGAAUUUGGUUUUAAUAACAAACUUCACAGAGAUGAUAGAGAGCAUGCAAAGUCAAGGGGACUUGUUGUGAAUGAUGAGGAACAACCAAAGGAUGUACCAACUCUUUCAUCAACAGAAUAUGGACACAGAAUAGACAUGGCUACUGACCAUCCAGACAGAAAACACGUUAGAAUAGCUCGUGUUAAAGCAGAGUUCUUCAGGAGAAACGGAAUCACUUCAUGAUUUUUGGGACAUUAGACAUUUAUUUUAAAUUGUGCCCAGUAUAAAGCAUUUCCUGUAUUGGAAGUUAUAUUUGAAUGACUGUUGAACAAUGUUGAAUGUGCAAUCAAUAUACUUUUUGAAUUGAUAUAUUAUGUAACUUAGUGUGUACACAGGGAAUGUAUGAAAUAUUGUUUUGAAAUUCAAUUUGUUUAUAUGAAACCUUUCACUUUUGAAAAAAAAAUCAAGUGAAAAAUUCAGUCUUAUAUUAUCACAGAAUGUUUAAUCAUGUGUAUCAUGAUACUGCCAGUGUAUAAAAACAAAAAUCUUUGUAUUUAUUUGUAAAUUUUUAUAGUAAGUUUCAGCAAUGUGAAAUUGUCAAAUUAAUAUCCUGGACUAUUUACUUGUUAUUAUAAGGGGAGAUAAUUUUUUUUUUUAUAAAAAAAUAAUUGAAUGUUGUUUGCCUGAUUAACUGCUGAAAAAUACACUUUCAGAUUCUUUCACAAAUUUUGAAUUUAAAAAAAAUCUUCUUUUACCCACUGACAGAACCUUUUAUCAAACACCAGUCUGAUAAUCUGAAUAUCGAUAAAAGCAUUACUGUCUGUGAUUAGAAAUAACUGUGAUAGACCUCCACUUUGUUUUAGUGAUAUUUUAAUAUUUACAUUUCAUUGUAUGCAAAUAAACAACUGUAUUUGUUUGUUGGAUGGUUGAUGUAACAUGUUUUAAUGUGAAUAAAAGCAAAUAUGUUUUGUUUAA
Mytilus trossulus (common blue mussel) is the source of this 1245-nucleotide messenger RNA. Its product is annotated as cilia- and flagella-associated protein 90-like. The coding region runs from base 85 to 513 and encodes 142 amino acids. The transcript is spliced from 4 exons. The record is from RefSeq and is a predicted model, not a curated record. Lineage: Eukaryota; Metazoa; Mollusca; Bivalvia; Mytilida; Mytilidae.